Messenger RNA from Trichechus manatus latirostris (Florida manatee), 3638 nucleotides. It is a transcript of the gene CASR, whose product is annotated as calcium sensing receptor. Gene Ontology annotation, biological process: regulation of calcium ion transport; detection of calcium ion; intracellular calcium ion homeostasis. Bases 241 to 3453 code for a protein of 1070 amino acids. Lineage: Eukaryota; Metazoa; Chordata; Mammalia; Sirenia; Trichechidae. Gene Ontology annotation, cellular component: plasma membrane. Gene Ontology annotation, molecular function: G protein-coupled receptor activity; calcium ion binding. The transcript is spliced from 6 exons. The record is from RefSeq and is a predicted model, not a curated record.
AAGCAUCACAGACGGUCUCAACAUGAUGCGGCUUCUAAAGACUCAAAGAUCACCCGCCUUACUAGUCUGCAACGGAGAAGGCAGAAAUGGGCAUUCAAGCACCACAGCUUCCAUUCUGUUAUUAAUCACUCUGUAGACAUGUGCCCCCACUGCAGGGCGUGAACUGCACCAAGGGGGAAGUUCUUGGGCCCCCAAACCACCAGCACCCUUUCCUCAGCCCACUGGAGAGGAAGCAGAGCCAUGGCUUUUUACAGCUGCUGGUUGAUCCUCUUAGCAUUUGCCUGGCACACUUCCGCCUAUGGGCCUGACCAGCGAGCUCAGAAGAAAGGGGACAUUAUUCUUGGAGGGCUCUUUCCUAUUCAUUUUGGAGUAGCAGCCAAAGAUCAAGAUCUAAAAUCAAGACCGGAGUCCGUGGAAUGUAUCAGGUAUAAUUUCCGUGGGUUUCGCUGGUUACAAGCUAUGAUAUUUGCCAUAGAGGAGAUAAACAGCAGCCCUGCCCUUCUUCCCAACAUGACGCUUGGAUACAGGAUAUUUGACACGUGCAACACCGUUUCUAAGGCCUUGGAGGCCACCCUGAGUUUUGUUGCCCAGAAUAAAAUCGAUUCUUUGAACCUUGACGAGUUCUGCAAUUGCUCAGAGCACAUCCCUUCUACUAUCGCUGUGGUGGGAGCAACUGGCUCGGGCAUCUCCACGGCCGUGGCAAACUUGUUGGGGCUCUUCUACAUCCCCCAGGUCAGCUACGCCUCCUCCAGCCGACUCCUCAGCAAUAAGAAUCAGUUCAAGUCCUUCCUCCGUACCAUCCCCAACGAUGAACACCAGGCCACGGCCAUGGCAGACAUUAUCGAGUAUUUCCGCUGGAACUGGGUGGGCACAAUUGCGGCUGAUGAUGACUAUGGCCGGCCAGGGAUUGAGAAGUUCCGAGAGGAAGCUGAAGAGAGGGACAUCUGCAUUGACUUCAGCGAACUCAUCUCCCAGUACUCGGAUGAGGAAGAGAUCCAGCAGGUAGUGGAGGUGAUCCAGAAUUCCACGGCCAAAGUCAUUGUCGUUUUCUCCAGCGGCCCAGACCUUGAACCCCUCAUCAAGGAGAUCGUCAGGCGCAAUAUCACGGGCAGGAUCUGGCUGGCCAGUGAGGCCUGGGCCAGCUCCUCCCUGAUAGCCAUGCCCGAAUACUUCCAUGUGGUCGGAGGCACUAUUGGAUUCGGCCUGAAGGCAGGGCAGAUCCCAGGGUUUCGGGAAUUCUUGCAGAAAGUACAUCCCAGGAAGUCUGCCCACAAUGGUUUUGCCAAGGAGUUUUGGGAGGAAACAUUUAACUGCCACCUCCAAGAAAGUGCUAAAGGACCCUUACCUGUGGACCCUUUACUCAGAGAUCACAAAGAAGGUGGCAGCAGGUUAAGCAACAGCUCCACUGCCUUCCGACCUCUCUGUACAGGGGAUGAGAACAUCAGCAGUGUCGAGACCCCUUACAUGGAUUACACACAUUUACGGAUAUCCUACAAUGUGUACCUGGCAGUCUACUCCAUUGCUCAUGCCCUGCAAGAUAUAUACACCUGCUUACCUGGGAGAGGGCUCUUCACGAAUGGUUCCUGUGCAGAUAUCAAGAAAGUUGAGGCUUGGCAGGUACUGAAGCACCUGCGGCACCUAAACUUCACCAACAAUAUGGGGGAGCAGGUGACUUUCGAUGAGUGUGGUGACCUGGUGGGGAACUAUUCCAUCAUUAACUGGCACCUCUCCCCCGAGGACGGCUCCAUCGUGUUUAAGGAAGUUGGGUAUUAUAAUGUCUAUGCCAAGAAGGGAGAAAGGCUUUUCAUCAAUGACGAGAAAAUCCUGUGGAGUGGGUUCUCCAGAGAGGUACCCUUCUCCAACUGCAGCCGAGACUGCCUGGCAGGGACCAGGAAAGGGAUCAUCGAGGGGGAGCCCACCUGCUGCUUUGAGUGUGUGGAGUGUCCUGACGGGGAGUACAGCGAUGAGACAGAUGCAAGUGCCUGUGACAAGUGCCCCGAUGACUUCUGGUCCAACGAGAACCACACUUCCUGCAUUGCCAAGGAGAUUGAGUUUCUGUCGUGGACGGAGCCCUUUGGGAUCGCACUCACCCUCUUCGCUGUGCUGGGCAUCUUCCUGACGGCUUUUGUGCUGGGGGUCUUCAUCAAGUUUCGAAACACGCCCAUCGUCAAGGCCACCAACCGAGAGCUCUCCUACCUCCUCCUUUUCUCCCUGCUCUGCUGCUUCUCCAGCUCCCUGUUCUUCAUCGGUGAGCCCCAGGACUGGACGUGCCGCCUACGCCAGCCUGCCUUUGGCAUCAGCUUCGUGCUCUGCAUCUCGUGCAUCCUGGUGAAAACCAACCGUGUCCUCCUAGUGUUUGAGGCCAAGAUCCCCACCAGCUUCCACCGCAAGUGGUGGGGGCUCAACCUGCAGUUCCUGCUCGUUUUCCUCUGCACCUUCAUGCAGAUUGUCAUCUGUGUGAUCUGGCUCUACACCGCACCCCCCUCAAGCUACCGCAACCACGAGCUGGAGGACGAGAUCAUCUUCAUCACGUGCCACGAGGGUUCACUCAUGGCCCUGGGCUUCCUCAUUGGCUACACCUGCCUGCUGGCUGCCAUCUGCUUCUUCUUCGCCUUCAAGUCCCGGAAGCUGCCGGAGAACUUCAACGAAGCCAAGUUCAUCACUUUCAGUAUGCUCAUCUUCUUCAUCGUCUGGAUCUCCUUCAUCCCAGCCUACGCCAGCACCUACGGCAAGUUUGUCUCGGCUGUGGAGGUGAUCGCCAUCCUGGCGGCCAGCUUUGGCUUGCUGGCCUGCAUCUUCUUCAACAAGGUCUACAUCAUCCUCUUCAAGCCAUCGCGUAACACCAUCGAGGAGGUGCGCUGCAGCACUGCUGCCCACGCCUUCAAGGUGGCGGCCCGGGCCACCCUGCGCCAUAGCAACGUCUCCCGCAAGCGGUCCAGCAGCCUCGGGGGCUCCAUGGGCUCCACCCCCUCCUCCUCCAUCAGCAGCAAGAGCAACAGCGAAGACCCCUUCCCACAGCCUGAGAGGCAGAAGCAGCAGCAGCCACUGGCCUUGGCGCAGCAGGAGCAGCAGCAGCAGCAGCAAUCACAGCAGCCCAGAUGCAAGCAGAAGGUCAUCUUUGGCAGUGGUACGGUCACCUUCUCGCUGAGCUUUGACGAGCCUCAGAAGAAUGCCAUGGCCCACAGGAAUUCCAUGCACCAGAACUCCCUGGAGGCCCAGAAGAGCAAUGAGACCCUGACCAGACACCAGGCAUUACUCCCGCUGCAGUGUACCGAGCCAGGCUCAGAACUGACCAGGCAGGAAACAGACUUGCAAAGGUCUGCAGGUGGGGACCACCAGCCGGAGAUGGAGGGCCCUGAGGAGCGGGCCCCAGCACUCGUAAUGUCCAAUUCACGAAGCUUUGUCAUCAGCGGUGGAGGCAGCACUGUCACAGAAAACAUACCAAACUCAUAAACUUGAAGGAGAAGGCCAGUCCAGAAAGAGUCCAGAGAGGAUUUGUGUGAUCACGUUCUUCAUCGGUGAUGAGGAAUCGCCCCCAGACUCCUUUCCUCUGAGGAAGGAGGGAUAAUAGAGACACCCAACACUCUGAACUUAGUUGCACUGCUUUAAAUGACAGUGAAUUGACUAAUGUUCCCUUU